AUGCGGGGGGCUCCUGGGAACUGGGUUGGAGCCGAGCUAGCGCUAGCCAGGCGCAAGCGCGCACAGACUGCAGCCACCCGAAGACCACCCCCCGCCCCUGGCCACCCGGGGACCCCCGCACAGAAUCGCCUCCGGAUCCCCGGCCGUCGGCGGGAGUGUCGGAGGUUGGCGCGGGCCCCCGCCCUCCGCGCCCCCCACGGGAAGGAAGCACCCCCCGAACUAAAAAGAGCGCAGCGGGAAGAAGCCCUCAUUCGGCGGCCAGGAGGCGAGCCGAUGCCGAGCUGCAGCGCGUCCACCAUGCCGGGGGUGAUCUGCAAGAACCCGGACCUCGAGUUUGACUCUCUGCAGCCCUGCUUCUACCCGGACGAAGAUGACUUCUACUUCGGCGGCCCCGACUCGACCCCCCCAGGGGAGGACAUCUGGAAGAAGUUUGAGCUGUUGCCCACGCCCCCGCUGUCGCCCAGCCGUGCCUUCCCGGAGCACAGCCCGGAGCCCCCGAACUGGGCCACCGAGAUGCUGCUGCCCGAGGCCGACCUGUGGGGCAACCCGGCCGAGGAGGACGCGUUCGGCCUGGGGGGCCUGGGCGGCCUCACGCCCAACCCGGUCAUCCUCCAGGACUGCAUGUGGAGCGGCUUCUCGGCCCGCGAGAAGCUGGAGCGCGCGGUGAGCGAGAAGCUGCAGCACGGCCGGCCGCCCGCCGCGGGGCCCGCGGUCCCGGCCCCGGGCGCGGGCGCCACCGGCCCGGCGGGCCGCGGGCACAGCGCAGUGGCUGCGGGGCCGGGCCGCGCCGGGGCCGCCCUGCCCGCCGAGCUCGCCCACCCGGCCGCCGAGUGCGUGGAUCCCGCCGUGGUCUUCCCGUUCCCGGUGAACAAGCGCGAGCCCGCGGCGGCGCCCGCCGCCCCGGCCGGUGCCCCAGCGGCGGGGGCCGCGGUCGCCUCGGGGGCGAGCGCCGCAGCCCCAGCGGGCGCCCCGGUGGCCGCUCUUCCACGCACCGGCGGCCGCCUGGCCAGCGGCGGUGACCACAAGGCCCUCAGCACCUCCGGAGAGGACACCCUGAGCGACUCAGAUGAUGAAGAUGACGAGGAGGAAGACGAAGAGGAGGAAAUCGACGUAGUGACUGUGGAGAAGCGGCGGUCCUCCUCCAACAGCAAGGCCGUCACCACCUUCACCAUCACCGUGCGUCCCAAGAGCGCGGCCCCGGGACCUGGGAGGACCCCGUCAGGUGAGCUGAUCCUCAAGCGCUGCGUCCCCAUCCACCAGCAACACAACUACGCCGCCCCGUCUCCCUUCGUGGAGAGCGAGGAUGCGCCGCCCCAGAAGAAGAUAAAGAGCGAAGCGUCCCCGCGCCCCCUCAAGAGCGCCAUCCCCCCGAAGGCCAAGAGCUUGAGCCCGCGCAACUCUGACUCGGAGGACAGCGAGCGCCGCCGGAACCACAACAUCCUGGAGCGCCAGCGCCGCAACGACCUGCGGUCCAGCUUCCUCACGCUCAGGGACCACGUGCCAGAGCUGGUGAAGAACGAGAAGGCCGCCAAGGUGGUCAUCUUGAAAAAGGCCACCGAGUACGUCCACUCCCUCCAGGCCAAGGAGCACCAGCUUUUGCUGGAGAAGGAGAAGCUGCAGGCCAGACAGCAGCAGUUGCUAAAGAAAAUUGAACACGCUCGGACUUGCUAA
This is a messenger RNA of Physeter macrocephalus (sperm whale), 1671 nucleotides long. It is a transcript of the gene MYCN, whose product is annotated as MYCN proto-oncogene, bHLH transcription factor. Bases 1 to 1671 code for a protein of 556 amino acids. Gene Ontology annotation, molecular function: RNA polymerase II cis-regulatory region sequence-specific DNA binding; protein dimerization activity; DNA-binding transcription factor activity, RNA polymerase II-specific. The record is from RefSeq and is a predicted model, not a curated record. The transcript is spliced from 3 exons. NCBI's taxonomy places the organism in Eukaryota, Metazoa, Chordata, Mammalia, Artiodactyla, Physeteridae. Gene Ontology annotation, biological process: regulation of transcription by RNA polymerase II.